Triticum dicoccoides is the source of this 1253-nucleotide messenger RNA. Its product is annotated as ATP-dependent Clp protease proteolytic subunit 6, chloroplastic-like. The record is from RefSeq and is a predicted model, not a curated record. The transcript is spliced from 9 exons. Gene Ontology annotation, molecular function: ATP-dependent peptidase activity; serine-type endopeptidase activity; ATPase binding. The coding region runs from base 98 to 898 and encodes 266 amino acids. Lineage: Eukaryota; Viridiplantae; Streptophyta; Magnoliopsida; Poales; Poaceae. Gene Ontology annotation, cellular component: endopeptidase Clp complex. Gene Ontology annotation, biological process: protein quality control for misfolded or incompletely synthesized proteins.
AAAUGAAUUGGAGAUGCCCUAACCUCAUCUCACCCUCGUCAGUCGUCUGUUCGCUACCACGCUUAGGCACCUCCCGCCUCAGCCUCGAGUGGCGCCCAUGGCCAUCUCCACGGCCCUCGCCGUCCGCGCCUCUCCCUCCUGCCAAUUCUCGGUCAGUUCGUCCUUUGCCUGCUCUCCUUUGUUUAGGCGGAAUGGAAGCAGUGCAUCUCCGCGCCUCCGAGGACUGCAAGUUUUAACAUCAGGUGUUUCUGCAUGGUUGGAUGAGAGGAUACACGGUCAAUCUUAUCUGAGGAAAAAUACAAUCGUGGCAUCAGAGAAUGAAAAUCCACCUUUAAUGCCUGCUAUCAUGACUCCUGGUGGCCCUCUGGAUCUGGCAACCGUACUGCUAGGAAACCGUAUAAUCUUCAUUGGUCAAUACGUUAACUCGCAAGUGGCACAACGUGUGAUAUCACAGCUUGUCACACUUUCUGCUAUAGAUGAAGAGAGUGAUAUUCUGAUAUAUCUUAACUGCCCUGGCGGAAGUCUCUAUUCUAUCUUAGCAAUUUAUGAUUGCAUGUCUUGGAUCACACCGAAAGUUGGGACAGUGUGCUUUGGUGUUGUUGCUAGUCAAGCAGCGAUCAUUCUUGCUGGUGGUGAGAAGGGGAUGCGCUAUGCGAUGCCUAAUGCCAGAGUAAUGAUUCAUCAGCCUCAAGGUGGAUCGGAGGGUAAUACAGAGGAGGUGAGGAGACAGGUUGGGGAAACCAUUUAUGCUCGAGAUAAAGUUGACAAAAUGUUUGCUGCUUUCACGGGGCAACCCAUCGAUAUAGUGCGACAGUGGACAGAGAGGGAUCGUUUCAUGUCGUCGUCCGAGGCCAUGGACUUCGGACUAGUCGACGCAUUGCUGGAAACGGAAUGCUAAGCAAACGGCUGCAAAUUGGAGCUCUAAGUCAGAUACAUUCAUCAUGUUUCGUUGCCCUUUCAGUUGGGACCGACCUAUGUUUAGUGACUAGGGAUGAGAAGAAGGGGGUGUCAUUUGCCUCUUAGGAGUUUGGCUUGGGCUGCGGGUGAUUUUGUGUUGGAGAUAUUAUUGAUUUUCUGAUUAAUUUAAUUCAUAAGUAAAUCAUCAUGACAAUGUUGACAAUCCUAAUCUCACAUUGUAAGCUAAUGACGCGAUUGCAUGCUAGGCAUAUAUUAUAUGGAACUAUAUGAAACUUAUAACCAAAAUACUAGGCCUGUAAGGGUUUGAAUUUUCUGGAUUUUUUGACUUUUUCUUA